Molecule: messenger RNA, 1022 nt
Organism: Lucilia sericata (common green bottle fly)
Lineage: Eukaryota; Metazoa; Arthropoda; Insecta; Diptera; Calliphoridae
Gene: Cpr78Ca
Product: pupal cuticle protein Edg-78E
Exons: 2
Coding region: 174-587 (137 amino acids)
Source: RefSeq, a predicted model, not a curated record
GCAGUUGUCUUUAAUAUUUUGCUACGAAAAGAACAGUCUUUCGAAAAAACGCAUCGCAUUGUUCGUUUCGCAUUUAGAAAUAUUCUUCUGCCAAGUGUUCUAAAAAAAAUUCUUUUAAAUUUGUCACAAACGAAAAAAGUGAAAUAAAAUAUUUUAAAUUAUUACUUAACAUUAUGUUUUUAACACAAAUACCAAAACAAUAUUCCAAGAUCUCUUUAAUCUCUGUGAUCUUCAUUAUUGUUUGCAUCAUCACCCACACCUUAGCCAUAACCAGACCUCUGGAUCGUAAUGCUUAUACGAUUUAUUACAACAAUAAACCCGCAGAUAAGGCGGGUCACUUUAAGUUCGAAUUUCAGACAUCGAAUGGUAUAACAACAAAAGCGGCGGGAAAUGAGCAUGGCUUUAGUGGUGUUGUCCAAUAUGUUUCUUUAGAGGGUUUACCCAUUACCAUGACAUAUGUGGCCGAUAGUGAUGGUUAUCAUCCGGAUGGUGAACAUAUACCAAAAAUACCAAAUCAUAUAACGAAAUCUAUAGAAUAUAUACGUACGCAUCCCGCCGUCGAUGAGAAGAAAUCACGUAAAAUGUAAGUUAGUUUUAAGGAUUAAGGAAAUCAUUAAGAUAUUAACUCUAAAGUUGUGGUGAAGUAUAUGUACAUUCUUAAUUAACAAUAUAUUUGUAAGAAUAUAUUAAACAGCUAAUUAAUCACAAACAGAUCAGAAUUUUCCCUCAAUCUGAUCCCAUUUCUAGACCUUGUUUAUUUGUAAUUGCAAUGUAUUCUCUUGUACAAUUUAGUUAGUCAAAUAUUUUUAAGUUUAUGUAUGUCUGUGUUCAAGUUCUUUAAUUAUACUUAAUUUAAUCACCUUUAGUAUAUUUAAAUUUUAUUACAAUUUAUUUUAAUUUAGAUAUAAUAAUAAAAUAACAAUAAACAAAAUACAAAAAAGAUUUAUAGCAUCAAUUACAAAUUGUUUAUUUCACUCCAAAAGAAAUUAAAUUUAAAUGCUAAUUUUAAAACAUAUUUCUUG